Molecule: messenger RNA, 799 nt
Organism: Elaeis guineensis (African oil palm)
Lineage: Eukaryota; Viridiplantae; Streptophyta; Magnoliopsida; Arecales; Arecaceae
Product: small ribosomal subunit protein uS10z/uS10x
Biological process (GO): translation
Cellular component (GO): ribosome; small ribosomal subunit
Molecular function (GO): structural constituent of ribosome; RNA binding
Source: RefSeq, a predicted model, not a curated record
CAAAUAUGUAUAACAGGGUGAGAGAAACCCUAACCCUCGUCCUCAGCACGUAAGGUAUAAACAUCGGGAGUUCGAAUCAGCAGCAGCGCCGCUCUCAAACUCCUCUGCUCUCUUCGCCUCCGGUUCGAGGGUUGAGUUUUAGGGUUCUCUCUGUGAACUCCCGUCGGACGAUACCAGGGGAGUGCUAUUUGCUUCAGAGAUGGCGUUUGCUGCGAUGAAGCCCGCGAAGCCGGGACUGGAAGAGUCCCAGGAGCAGCUCCACCGCAUCCGGAUCACUCUCUCCUCCAAGAACGUCAAAAAUCUCGAGAAAGUUUGUGCGGAUCUGGUGAGGGGAGCGAAGGACAAGAGGCUGAGGGUCAAGGGACCGGUGAGGAUGCCCACCAAGGUUCUCCAUAUCACCACCAGGAAGUCCCCUUGUGGUGAAGGAACCAACACCUGGGAUCGGUUUGAGCUCCGUGUACACAAGAGAGUGAUUGAUCUUAUGAGCUCUCCUGAAGUGGUUAAGCAGAUAACUUCAAUCACAAUUGAACCUGGUGUGGAGGUCGAAGUGACGAUUGCGGAUGCUUGAUUUUUAUUUAUGUAGAUUUGUUUUCUUGUUCAAGGAUCCUCUAACAAUCAUUUAUCAUUUCGUUAUAUGUUGAGGAAGACUUUUACCAUUUUAGGCUUUUAUUUUUAGCAUGUGGCUUUGGACUCACUCUUGCUGGGAAAAUUUUUUGGAGUUGCCUCUGCUUAUCAUUUUGAUGAUGUUUUGCUUGGGAUGCUCAAUGAGAUAAAUUUAAUUUGCACAAAAGCUUACCAU